AUGGUGACUGAAGGCAUUGUUCUUGGACAUCAAAUUUCAAAUAACGAAAUAGAAGUUGAUCAAGCUAAGGUAGAGGUGACUGAACGAUUGCCACCACCAACUAAUGUCAACGCAAUCAGAAGUUUCCUAGGACAUGCAGGAUUUUACAAGAGAUUCAUAAAAGAUUUCUCUAAAAUUGCAAAACCCCUGUGUAAUCUCUUAGCCAAUAACUUCCCACUUGUCAUUGACCAAGAAUGUUUGUAUGCCUUUGAAACUCUGAAGGCCAAGCUUGUGACUACUCCUAUCAUCUCUGCACCCAAUUGGCAUUUGCCAUUCGAACAAAUGUGUGACGCCAGUAAUCAGGCCAUUGGCGUAGUUUUGGGUUCAGAGACUUGA
This is a messenger RNA of Arachis duranensis, 375 nucleotides long. RefSeq lists its product as uncharacterized. The record is from RefSeq and is a predicted model, not a curated record. Bases 1 to 375 code for a protein of 124 amino acids. The transcript has a single exon. NCBI's taxonomy places the organism in Eukaryota, Viridiplantae, Streptophyta, Magnoliopsida, Fabales, Fabaceae.